This is a messenger RNA of Erigeron canadensis, 2026 nucleotides long. Its product is annotated as probable transcription factor At5g28040. Gene Ontology annotation, cellular component: nucleus. NCBI's taxonomy places the organism in Eukaryota, Viridiplantae, Streptophyta, Magnoliopsida, Asterales, Asteraceae. Gene Ontology annotation, biological process: regulation of DNA-templated transcription. The record is from RefSeq and is a predicted model, not a curated record. Bases 141 to 1379 code for a protein of 412 amino acids. The transcript has a single exon.
CCUAAAACUAAAUAAACCUGGCCCAUUGUUCCACUAGCCUCGAGUCUUCCGGCUCACACCAACAAACCACCCCAAUGAUCUCGCCCCUUUCCUUUCCCACCCAACCCUAACCUAACCCACCCUCCCAACCACCGAUCAUCAUGGCUUCCGACGACGACGAUCACAACGCCACCGUAUACACUGACGAACAAGAUUUCGAAGAAGAAGACGCUGAAGCCGACGACCUCAUCGACGACGAAGAACAAACUCACCAAAUCGACGACGAAGAAAACGAAGACGUCGACCUCAUCGAUGACGAUGAAAACGCCGAAGACGACGAUGAUGAAGAAGAAGACGCUGAGGAAGACGAUACAGAUUUAAUUUCCUCCGCCGGCGCCGGUGACGGAGAUGUCACCGUUGCCGGAUUUCCUCCAGCAACCGUAACAAAUUCGACGGUAACGGCCUUGCAACAGAAUCAUAACGGUAAUUCUGUUACAACAGAAAUUGCGAAAAAACCGGCAUUGGAUGGUUCUAGAAGGUUAUUUCAAAAGUUAUGGACAGAUGAAGAUGAAAUUGAAUUAUUACAAGGAUUUUAUGAAUAUAUUUCAGAAAGAGGUUUUAUUAAUAGUAAUCAUCAUCACGAUACGACGGCGUUUUAUGAUCAGAUUAAAGGAAAAUUACAGUUAGAUUUUAAUAAGAAUCAGUUGGUUGAGAAACUUAGGAGGUUGAAAAAAAAGUAUAGAAAUGUUUUGAGUAAGAUUAAUGCAGGGAAAGAGUAUGUGUUUAAAAGUCCACAUGAUCAAGCUACUUUUGAUUUGUCAUGUAAGAUUUGGAAUGAGGGUGUUUCGGUUUGUGCUGUGCCGGUUUCGGCUGUGGCGGAUGGCGGUUUUGAUGAUGAGGAGAUGGUUAAUGUGGAUGGAAAUGUGAAUGUAGGUUUUAAUUUGAAUGAGAAUAAUGGGACCGAAAUUGGGGAUUCCGGAAGUUUGGAGAAGAAAGGGUCGCGGUCAAGGAAAAGGUCGAGGUCUACGCCGGGGGCGGUUAAAGUUGAAGAGAAUUAUGAUCAGAAACAGACGCAGUACGGGCAAGGUGUUGGGGUGGGGGUUUCUAAUGUGGUGACGCCGAAUGUGGUUGAAGAGACGGUGAAGAAUUGUUUAUUGCCGUUGUUUAGGGAAUUGGUAAAUAGUUCGAUGAAUGGGGCUGGGGGUUUCGGGUCGGGGAUAGGUGGGAUGAAUAUGGGUGCGUUUGGUGGUGGGUCGCUGGGUUUUCAGAUAGGGGAUAUGAAUGAUGUGAAAUGGAGGAAGCAACAAAUAUUGGAAUUGGAGGUUUAUUCAAAGAGAUUAGAAUUGAUGCAAGAUCAGAUUAAGUCGAAGUUGGAGGAGCUCAAGUCGAUGGGGAGCUGAUAGAAAGGGUGUUAAGCCUUUGGAUGCUAUUUGUGAGUGAUUUCUAGAGUUCAUAUAAUUAAUUUUCUUGUUUUUGAGCUUAUUAGUAUUAUAAAAUGGUGCAUAAUAAGGCUGGGUUUACUAAUAUGUUUAGUGUUUUAUCUUUUUUUCUUAUAAUGUUAUGCUAUGAAAUAAUGUUAGUUUGAAGCUUCUAGCCUUUCUUGUAUUGUGAUGGAAUUAACAUAGUUGAAAACUAAUAAUUCUAUUUAUUAAGUGCCUGUUCACCAAAUAUUCAAUGAUGGUUCUUUCUUUGUCCGUACUUGAUUCUCCGUGGCUAUUUUUUAACUAUCAAUUUCACUGCGGAGUUGCUUUGUUCCCUUCUUUGACAAAUCCGGAGAUAAAACUAUGCUACAAUCUAUGAAUUUGCUAAGGUAGAUACAAACAUUGCAAUAUGUGGCACCCAUCUUAGUGUUAUCCAUAAACUGUAACAUAGUUUUUUGUCCCGAUUUUCAUCAAAGAAUGGGAACAAAGCAAUUGUCAGUGGAAGUGAUAGUUUAAAAAAGGGUAUUGGAGAAUCGAGUAUGAACAAAGAAAGAACCAUCAUUGGAUGUUUGGUGAACAAGCACUUGAUAUAGAGAAUAUUUAAUUUUCAGCUAUUGCUUAAAGGA